Hevea brasiliensis (rubber tree) is the source of this 1436-nucleotide messenger RNA. RefSeq names its product non-functional NADPH-dependent codeinone reductase 2. Gene Ontology annotation, molecular function: aldose reductase (NADPH) activity. The record is from RefSeq and is a predicted model, not a curated record. Lineage: Eukaryota; Viridiplantae; Streptophyta; Magnoliopsida; Malpighiales; Euphorbiaceae. The transcript is spliced from 4 exons. Bases 249 to 1226 code for a protein of 325 amino acids. Gene Ontology annotation, cellular component: cytosol.
CAAGUGGGAUCCCCGAGAUUAUGCAUGAAUAGUUGAACCCAUAAUUGUCUGUGCUUUGCAUCCGUGCCUCCUGUCUUAGGCAACAAAUACCUGGCAUUGACCGGCGAUUAAGUUUUCAACUUAUUUUCGACAUAAUUUCAGUACUGUGGACAAGCUCGUUGGUUCGAUAAAUAGUGAGGGCUGCUGGAGCUGUGCCUCAUCUCUUAAAUUAUUGCUUUAUUAUUUUCUCCGUAGAACAGGUUGAACAAAUGGAGACUCAGGUGACCAAGAUCCCUCAAGUGAAACUGAGAUCAUCCUCGGGAAAUCGGGACAUGCCAGUGAUGGGUUUGGGCACAGCUGCAGACCCAUUUAUCGAAUCCGCCAUGAAAGCAGCGAUCCUUGAUGCCAUCAGCCUUGGAUAUAGACAUUUUGACACCGCCUCCAUGUACGGCUCAGAGAAUGUUCUUGGGGAAGCUAUUGCUGAAGCACUUAAACUUGGCCUUAUAGCUUCUCGACAGGAUCUCUUCAUCACUUCAAAGCUAUGGUGCAGCGAUGCACAUAGUGAUCGUGUUGUCACUGCUCUAAAUAAUUCUCUCAGUAAUCUUCAAUUGGAGUACGUGGAUCUCUAUCUCAUUCACUGGCCUGUCAGUUCUAAGCCAGGAAGGUAUGAGUAUCCAAUGCCUAAGGAGGAGCUUCAACCAAUGGACUACAAGUCUGUGUGGGCAGCCGUGGAAGAGUGCCAGAGGCUUGGCCUCACAAAGUCCAUUGGAGUCAGCAACUUCUCUUGUAAGAAGCUAGAAACUAUAUUAGCCUCGGCUACCAUUCCUCCUUCAGUAAAUCAAGUGGAGUUGAGCCCAGUAUGGCAACAGAAGAAGCUUUUAGAAUUUUGUAAGACCCACAAUGUCAUUGUUACUGCUUUCUCUCCUUUGGGAGCAAAAGGUGCCAACUGGGGCAGCAAUCUUGUUAUGGACAAUCAAGUGCUGAAAGAGAUAGCAGAGAAGCAUGGGAAGACUGUUGCACAGGUGGCUCUGAGAUGGAUAAUUGAGCAAGGGGCAACUCUUGUAGUAAAGAGCUAUAAAAAGGAAAGGCUAAUGGAGAAUAUGGAGAUAUUUGAUUGGGCACUGACAAAGGAAGAUAAGGAAAAGAUCAGUCAAAUACCACAGCAAAGAAUCAUGCUUAAAGAGGAAUUUAUCUCGCCUGAUGGGCCAUUCAAAUCUAUUGAAGAGCUGUGGGAUGGGGAGCUUUAACGUUAAAUAUAUGAAGUAUAAGCAUGCACAGAGGGCUAUAGUCUUAAAAAUAAGAUGGUUGUGUUGUGUGGUUGUAUUCUAUGCUAGUAACGUUGCAGCCUGUAAUGCUUUCUAUCCUGCUGUUGCUGUAUUCUAUGUUUUCACGGAUGUUCUCAGUUGCUCGGAAUUGUUUCCUUAUUGAAUUUAUCGCCAAUUUAAUGGGUUGUCUUA